AUGCGUGAUCAACACACUCAUGAUUACAGGUACUCCUCCAUCGUGUCGUCGGCGUUGAGGGUCCUUCUCAAUUCUCAAAUUAUUGGAGUAACCGUCAGAGUUCACGACUGUCGCAUUUUGUUUGACUUUGUCGUUUUUCGAAACGGAGACCUAACUUUGUUGAAAAUAGAAUACGAGAAGGAAGCGUCUGGGUACAGAUUUAAGAUGAAUGGAAGAGCAGAACGGAUUUGUAGUGGUGACUUCAUGCGCUCAUCUUUAGAGCACUUCAGACAAUUUCUCAGCUCUGUGCAUGUGUGCUCGAGUUUGUCGAUCACCACAGGAUCAAGCAGUCUCAACACUUUGUAUCUGCAUCAUAUCACAGAAAUUCUCAGAAAAAGGGAGAUCUUGCUUAAGGUGAACGAGUUCGUGCUGACGGUCCCGUCAAAAAAUGGGCAUGUCGCCUCGAUUUUGUCCUUGCUAGAUCCCGACGCUCUCUCUGCUGUUAAGCUGAAUACAUCAGAAAUGAUGUCAGAGCAACUUCUAGAUCAACUUUCUAAAUUUCCUAACGCUUCUACGACCAUUCAAGCCUCUGAUCUCAGUGAUCUUUUGUUUUUGAAAGAGCACUGCGUUCGAUUUUUAUCCCCAUUCGGAAAGUUCAUACUCAAAGGAUCGUUUGAUAAAAGUGAUGCCUUUGAAUUAUUCGGUGAUCCCAUGAAUACUGGAAGUUCUGCCCAUCAAUGGUUCUUCGCAAGCCAAGUAGAUGGAUAUGAUGUUUGCAUUGAGCAGAUUGAUUUGGAAGAAGGCUUGUCAUUAACGUUUUCUCGGGUUCCUUCGACUGAGAAACUGAAAAUGACACUCUCAUCUCCGAGACCUUCCAUAAAUCUGGUAACAUUUGCUAAACACUACCCACCGAUUAUGACACCAAUCGUUACUAACGCAACCUUCCCAACAUUAUUGGCCCUCCGAGAUGUAUCCAGAGAUCUUCGAACUUUCAUCGAUAGACAUCAUCUACAUUAUCAUCCGAUCAGAAUGCACGUUUAUUUUGACACCGAUUCUGCGAUUGUUCGUAUUUCCGGCGAUGGCGACGAAGUCACUGGGAACUGCUCCGAGAUUUCAUCAAGCUGGCUGGAAAAGUAUGGCGAAAAUAUUCAAUCGUUUUCUUGUGAUUUUCACGGUUAUUCUUCGCAAAAGAUGCAAGAGCUGAAGAACUUCCUACACUCUUCCAAGAACAAGAUUUCCAUGGCCAGCUUGAAGCUGAAAGGGAAUAGUGAGAUAGAUAGAGUUCAUUGAGCUUUUGGAUUGCCUCGAUGAGAGAAAAUUGAGAAAACUUACGAUCUCUUCAUCUGCUGAUAACAACUGGAAUCAGGUCCUUGUUCUUGACAAAAUAACUGAGACAGGUCACUGGAAGCACGCUGUGGACUUGGUUUUAACAGGAGCCAAUAUUUUGGUUUCCAUCCAACGUCUUCAACACUUUCUUAGAGUGAAGGCUUUCUUGGAGACUAUUCCAGUUGAAGAUGUGAUCUUCUUGAAGAAGGCACUUCUUCCUUCUUCACUUCCCAGAAACUUCGAGCUCACUACUUCCGACAAUUUCGAUUUGCAAAGCCUUUCGAUUGGAUGUCCAGCAUCACGUGAAGGCGGACAUCACAAAUGGGUUUUCCAAGACGAGAAGGUCCUCGAAGUUACAGUUCAUGACUGGAAGGACGGAAAGACUCGCAUCCAAAUGCGUCAUUUGAAUGAUAAAUCUUUGGAAUUUUGA
Caenorhabditis elegans is the source of this 1735-nucleotide messenger RNA. Lineage: Eukaryota; Metazoa; Nematoda; Chromadorea; Rhabditida; Rhabditidae. The record is from the annotation of a RefSeq genome assembly.